This is a messenger RNA of Musca domestica (house fly), 807 nucleotides long. RefSeq names its product titin-like. NCBI's taxonomy places the organism in Eukaryota, Metazoa, Arthropoda, Insecta, Diptera, Muscidae. The coding region runs from base 212 to 730 and encodes 172 amino acids. The transcript has a single exon. The record is from RefSeq and is a predicted model, not a curated record.
CAAAAAAUAACAAAAAAAAAAUUACACACAAAAAGUACAACAAUUAGCAGUGGUAGUACAUGUCCACCAACUAAAACAACAACAACACAAAUGGUCUGAGAUUCCAUACACAACAAAAAAAUAUUAUUUUGUAUAAAUAGUUUUCCAAGCUGACCAAUCGAUAUCAGUUGUCUUCCAUUCAACCGUCAAUUACAACCCUAAACCUUUUAACAUGGCUAAAUUCAUGCAAAUCCUUUUCGUUGCCUUCUUGGCUAUUGCUUUGGUCUCCGCUGAGGCUCCCCGCAGACGUUUCCAGGGAAGACGUAAUCGUUUUUUGGCCCGCCAAGAAGUGGCUGAGGAAGCUGUCACUCCCUACCCAUCGGCUGAUGAAUUGAAACCUGAAGUGCCAUUCAAUGAAGCUGAAGCUCCCGAACAAAUUACUCCAAAUCAACCCGAUGAAGUCUAUGGUCCUCCAGAACAGGAUUUGCCUGCCGAAACUGAGGAUGUUGUCCCAACUGCCGAAGAAGAAGAGGAAGCCGUUGCUGUAGCCGAAGAGGAAGAAGCUAUUGCUGCUGAAGAAGCUGCCGCCGAAGAGGAGGAAGCUGUUGAAUCUGCUCGUCUGACAGCCCGUCGUGCUGGUGCUCGCAAAAGUGCCGUUCGUGCCGCCAAACUACGCAAAGCUGCCCCAGCCCGUCUCCAACUCCAGCGUCAAUUUGUCCCACAACCCAUCUUCUACUACGUUUCCCAAUAAUCUGCCCGAUGCCGUUGAUAUUGGCAGUGUAAUGCUCACUUUCAUGUAUUGAAAAUUCAUAUUUUAUUAUUUUCAUU